Miscanthus lutarioriparius is the source of this 1875-nucleotide messenger RNA. Lineage: Eukaryota; Viridiplantae; Streptophyta; Magnoliopsida; Poales; Poaceae. The record is from the annotation of a GenBank genome assembly.
AUGAACCGGCGGCGGCACGGCAGGGAGAAGCCAGCGCGGCCACAAGAUACAAAUUGUAGACUUGAAUGGCAUGGGCGAUACAGGAUAAUUAAAGGAGUUUGUCAAGGUUUGCGUUAUCUACACGAGGAAAAGAAUAUUGUUCACUUAGAUCUGAAGCCAGACAAUAUAUUACUUGACCGAGAAAUGGUUCCAAAAAUAACUGAUUUUGGUCUGUCAAGACUCUUUGACAAACAACAAACUCGAAUUAUAACUGCAAACUGUCGUGGGUCAAGAAUAUGUGAAAUUUGGAUUCUUACAUUAAACCCGGGUGGGGUCAAGGUCAAGGAUAGGUUGAGCGCUCCGACUCUCCACCAUCAAGCUGACAGCUCGUUCUCAAAUGCAGCAUACGCAGUAAUUUGGCAAACUAUUGUGGCCAAUGUAGUUGAAAAUUGGAAGAAUAGACUGCAGGCAACGCUGAGCCAGUUGUUACUAGAAGCAUACUGCCAUCAAGUGAAGACAUGUGCAGAGAUUGCAUUAAAAUGUGUACAAGACAACAGUCAAAAUAGGCCCGAUAUUGGGUCCAUUAUUACUAUGCUGAAUGAAACAGAAACUGAUUUCCAAGAACAAGAAACUUCUACAUCCUGUAAGCUGCUUGAGAUUCAUCCCCUGGAGCUUCGAUUCCCUUUCGAGCUUAACAGGUUGGCCACAUGCCCAUUGUACCUAGCCAACAGCACAGAUGACCGUAUCGCCUUCAGGCUUUGGCCAGGGAACCAAGAUAGGUACUUCACUGAGUGGCUCUGCGGUGUCGUGGAACCAAGAUCCACUUACACCCUUACUGUGACUAUGAAAGAACAGAAACAGCACCCACCGCUGGACAUAGACGAGUUUCUAAUUAAGCAGAGCCGUAUAAUGGAUAGUGACCAGCUUAAGGAUAUAAACCAAGGAAAAGCUGAUGAUGAGUUUGAUAAUUUUUUUGAGGAAGUUCAAAAGACAGGUGUUGAUUUGGUGCAUGAAAAUACGCUGAUGGCUCUUUGUGACCCACAAGCAGAGACAACCUCUGAGGUCAUGUCAACGGAGAUUUUUAGUAAAAUGGUUUCCAUGGAUGUACAUCCAACAGAACCUUGGAUUGUAACCGGUCACUUCAAUGGGUAUGUCUGCAUGUGGAACUAUCAGACAAAGGCAAUGCAAUGGAUUGUUGCUGGAGGUGGAGAUGGUCGCAUCUAUGUGUACAGUUAUAACACAAUGAAGAGAGUCAAGAGUUUCAGGGCUCUCAGUAACCAGAUCACUUCUUUGGCUAUUCAUCCAACUGAACCUUAUGUACUGUCAGCAUCCUAUGACCUUGUAAUUAAGAUGUGGGACUGGGAAAAUGGCUGGAAAUCCACACGGAAAUUUGAGGAUGCGCACUCCAGCUCUGUGAUGCAGAUUGCCUUCAACCCCAAUGAUGUCAAAGCUUUUGCAAGUGUUUCCAAGGAUUAUACCUUAAAGAUCUGGAGUGUUGAUUCUCCCCUUGGUAAUUUCACAUUGGCCGGGCAUACAUCUCAUGUGAGAUGUUUGGAUUACUUUACUCGAGGUGACAGUCAAUACUUGAUUACCGGCUCUGAUGAUGGGACUGCCAAGAUUUGGGACUUGCAGAAGAAGAUUUGCGUUGAAACACUGGAAGGACACGCAAAUAGAGUCAGCGCUGUAUGUUCCCAUCCUGAGCUUCCUAUACUGAUGACAGGUUCCCGCGAUGGGACUGUUCGUCUUUGGAACUCUAAUAGCUUCAGGCUUGAGGGCGUACUCAACUUUGGUCUCAGAAAAGUCCAUGCCUUAGCAUGUAUGAAGGACUCAAGGGUUGUUAUUGGACACAGCCAUGGAUUAGCAAUUACGGAGAUUGGCCAUCAUGGACGUUGGUAG